Neospora caninum is the source of this 2535-nucleotide messenger RNA. RefSeq lists its product as hypothetical. Lineage: Eukaryota; Apicomplexa; Conoidasida; Eucoccidiorida; Sarcocystidae. The transcript is spliced from 6 exons. The record is from RefSeq and is a predicted model, not a curated record. The coding region runs from base 1 to 2535 and encodes 844 amino acids.
AUGCGCAGCGGUGGAGCGCCGUGCCUCGCCUCUUCCAGUCGACCCUUGUUCACGCCCGCUUCGCCUGCUUCUCGAGAGGCCGCCUCUGGCGUCGCUUGUUCUGCGAACAGCUCUUGCCGAGUCCUGUCUUCCGUCGCCGCCCUCGGAGCGUCUCCGCGCUCCGACGCUUCUGCGUGCGCGUCUGAUGCACCGGAGCGCGCUUCUGCGCCGCCGUCCGUUUACGCUCUGCCCUCGUCGGUCACCGAUCUCCUUCGAUUGCCCGCGGAGGCCUUUCUUCUCCUUCCUCCGCAUGCAGUUCUUCCCCCCCUGGCAGCUGCAUGUGCUGCGGCGCCCGAGUCCCAGCGCUGGCCCUUGACCGCAUGCAGCAAAGUUGAAGCCUACCUUUGCUGUUUCCUCUCCGCAUGCCGCUCUCCUCGCAGUCGCACCUCUUUCGACUCGCGCUCUUCUCUCUCGACCUCGUCUUCCUGUCCUGCUAAUGCUUCCGCGUCUUCGUCCUCUGCUUCUCCUUCUUCCUCCACUUCACCUUACGCUUCUUCUCUUCUGCCUUCCGCCGUCGUCAUCGCCCAUUUCCUUGUUGUCUACAGGCGAUACCUCGUGGACACCCAGCUGCUUCAGAGGCUCUUCGCUGGGAUGCAUGCAGUGUUCUCGUCAAGGGUUCCCCGCAGCGCUCUCCACCACACCCUCUCUCAGUCCGUCUCUUCUCUGGCUUCCGCGUCCUCGCUCGUCUCUCCUCUUGACGCGGCCAGCCCCGUCGCCUCCGAAGCUUCGGCGCGUGUGCAUGCGCCCGCCUCUGCUGUGCCGUCUGCGUCACUGUCCUCGUUUUUUUCGGCUUCAUCCCCCGCUUCCGCUCCUUCAGUGCGGCCCGCGGCGUCUCCUGCUUUGACGCCUUGCGCUGCUGGCGCAUGCACUUACCCCCCUGCAGUUGACGGCGUGCGAAACGCCGGCGCCGGUGGCGGCAGAGCCGCUGUCGCGCCGGAGAGGCAGCGGGCUCGGACCACGCGGAUGUGGCAAGCGGAAAGAGCAGCCUGCGCGUUUCUUCUGCUGUCUCUCCAGCUCCACUGUCUGUUCCCACUGGCUGCCAAGGGCGGACGCGGGCGCAACGCACCUCGGGAAGAUCCCGGAUGGGAACUCCGCGAGGGCGAGGGAAGGGUGGGGGCGUCUGCGUCUUCUUCCCUCUCGCCGUUGGCCUCGGAGGAAGGCCUGCGUGCACUGAAAAAGGUGAUCGACGUGCUGAGUCGCGACCUGGCGCUGAUAGCGGCUCUCGGCGGCGGGGCCCACUGGGAACUUUGCGCGAGAGGAUUCGGAAGCAGAAUCCAGCGAGGCCGAGAAACGGACGCGCAGCGCCCAGGCCAACUCGCCGAGGCCGGAGGCGACGCGCCGGCACCAAGCGACGGACUGUCCCCGCAGUUCCCAGCGUAUUCCUCUCAACCGGGAAUCUCCCACGACAAGGAAGGCGGCACGAAACAGACCAGCGGAGCUCUCCAGUGCGUCAAAUUUCAGGAAACGCUGCGAGACGCCUGUGUCACUGGCGCCGUUCGCCUCCUUGACAGAAGCCUCGGUUGGAGCAGACUGAGUGUCUCUCCUGCGCUUGGCCCGGCGGGUGUGCAACAACUGCAGGAAGUCGGCCUGCUGCUUCAGCGUUGUGUCGCUACCUCACUUUUCUCUUCGUUUUUCGCUUCGCCGGUUCCUUCUUCUGGAACUCUCGCGCGGGUCCGCUCCGUGAGUGGCGAUCGCGAGGCCACCGAGAAGAGCGUCCCGAGGUCGUCUCCACUGUCGCUUCUCUCGCCCUCUUCUCGGCGCCUCCUGGACACUGUCAUGCCCCUAACCUUGCCGAGAAUCGCCGCCCUCCGACGGCGCCUGCACUGUCUGUCUCGCGUUCAUGAAACCGACAAGGAGAGACGGGACGACGACACACGGAACGUUCGAGUCCACAGAGCCCAGGCCCCGCCGGGGACGGACGGGUCGUCGAGCCGCGUGGCUGCGGGACCUCCGCCAGGCUUUUCGGUGUCAGAGAAAAAGCUUCAGGCUCCUGCGCCGGGCUGUCCUUCCCCGCAUUCUGUGGGUUCCACAAAUUCGCCGUUUUCGCCUCUCGGUCGAGAUGCGGACGUUCGCGAAGGGAGUUCCGUUGGGAACUGGGCACGUUUCAGAGAGGACGAAUCGGACAGCCAGGGAAGAGAGCCGGCAGCGAAGCGUGCUGAACCGCCAGAGGCGAACGAGUGCCGAACCUCCGAUCGCCGUCGAGACACCCAACCCCGCGCUGCGGGAGAAACGAUCCGGCGCGUGUCCGACCUCGAGGCGCUUCUAGACGCAAUAGAAGGCGGCGAGGCAGACUCUGACGCUCUCGACGGUGUCAAGCUCACGGUGGCGAACGCGCUCAGGGCCUCGUCCACCCGAUUACUCCCGACAGUCGCCUCAGCUUGCAACAUUCUCGUCCCCCUCAGCGUCGCCGGCACGUCGGUGGCGGUUGAGUGUGUCGAGUCCAGGGACGUCUUCGUCAACGCGCCAGAUAUGCCCACGCUGCCCGCAAAGCUGUAA